Messenger RNA from Glycine soja, 830 nucleotides. RefSeq names its product agamous-like MADS-box protein AGL29. Gene Ontology annotation, biological process: positive regulation of transcription by RNA polymerase II. Bases 102 to 635 code for a protein of 177 amino acids. Gene Ontology annotation, molecular function: protein dimerization activity; RNA polymerase II cis-regulatory region sequence-specific DNA binding; DNA-binding transcription factor activity, RNA polymerase II-specific. The transcript has a single exon. The record is from RefSeq and is a predicted model, not a curated record. Lineage: Eukaryota; Viridiplantae; Streptophyta; Magnoliopsida; Fabales; Fabaceae.
UGGGGGAAAUCAUAUCAUAUACUCCCAACCUUUUCUAAGCUAUUGUUCUUGUAUUAUUUCUUCUAAUUAGUAAUUUUUUGUGUGAAACAGUUGAAGGAAUUAUGGGUCGUCGUAAGAUUGAGAUUACGGAGGUGAAGGACUCCAACACCAAGCAAGUUACAUUUUCCAAGCGUCGAACAGGUUUGUUCAAAAAAGCAAAUGAAUUAUCCAUUUUGUGUGGAGCAGAAGUUGCUAUUGUUGUGUUCUCUCCUGGGAAUAAUCCUUACUCUUUUGGGCACCCAAGCGUUGAUGUUGUUGCAGACAAGUUUCUUAAACAAGAGCCGAAAUCAAAUGAUGUCCAGGGAACAUCUAUUGAGGUUGCUGAUAUGGAUAGGCUCAAUCAACAACUAUCCGAUGUUCAAAAUGAAAUACUCGAGGAACAAAAGAAGGCUGCAGAACUCAAUGAGAGACUGAAACAAAAAGGAGUCACACAACCUUUUCAAACUAAAGAAUUGCAAGGUUCAAAUUUAGAGAUCCAAAAGAUGAAGGACUGUUAUGAUGCAAUCGAGGUGUCAGAAUAUAUGUUGCUCCUUGCAAAAGAACCAGUAGUUGGAAUACCCGAACAAGUUGCUACUCAGGAAAGAAGAAGGAAUUAAUUGAUGCUCAGUAGCCACAUGCAUGUGAAAGUUUCCUUUACCCUAAAUCCUUGUUGCUCCCAACUCUCUUAGAGGUUGAGAAAAUAGUAUUUCUUGUUGUUUCAAUUUCAAAAUAUCACAAGGAAACAAAAAUAAAAUCUUUAAUUAUUUUGUCGAAUGUUGUUAUUGUAUUUGUGUAGGAAUCAAUUGUUUUAA